AGGGGAUGGACUUCAAUUUCAAAAAUGUAAACAUGCUUCCCGGAAGAGGGAGAGAUCUUCUAAAGCAAGCUCUGUAGAAUUCACAGAAGUUGAGGGGGUAACUGGAAGGCUGGAAGAGCAGAAGCUUGCCAAAUUACCUGUUACUGUCAAAACAUUCACGGAAGGAAGAAAUCUCUUGUUCACUUUUCCAGGCAAGCAUGGCGCACGUUUGCGUGAGUUCCAGAGGGAUGGUCAUCAAGAAACUGACCAGGAAUCUGGAACGAAAGAUACUGAGGGGUGUCAUUCGAUCUUGAGCACGCAUGAUUUUUCAAAGUUGAAGCCAUCACGUCAAUUCAGGUUUUCAUGGACUGAAGAGGCUGAUAGGCAAUUGGUUAUUCAAUAUGCAAGAUGUUGCGCAACGCUUGGGGCGAAAUAUCAUCAUCAGAUAAGUUGGGCUUCACUUCCUGACCUUCCAGCACCUCCUAGUACCUGCAAAAGAAGAAUGACAUAUCUGAAGAACAGUAAUGGAAAAUUUAGAAAAUCUCUGAUGAAGCUCUGUAACAUGUUCAGUGAAAGAUAUGCAAAGCUCUUGCUAAAAACCCAGAACAGGUCAUUUAACAUAUCUGGUUACAGACAACUUUCCCAAGGUUCAGUAGAGGAAGGUUAUAACAAGAAUUGUUCCAACAUCAGCGACCGUAAUCAAAGGACAGGUUUUCGGGAAAAACCAUGGGAUGAUUUUGAUGAUAAAAAUAUUAGAAAAACACUUGAUGAGAUACUUCACCACAGGAUGACUAAAUUGGAUACCACCAAAAGAGAUGGAUCUACGUGUGAGGCAGGGUCAGAGCAUAUUACAAAUUCUGAAGAACAUGACCUGCAGGGAUCUGAAUUGAUUGCAUCAUCACUUCCGUGCGAUGAUAUUCAGAAUGAUAGUAGAGGAAUUUCUGCACAACGAUGCGUUCAACACCUUCAUCAGAAUUUCUUUAAACUUUUGCAUGAAGGAGUUGUUAGUGCACCGGUCUACAAAUCUUUGGCUGUAGAGCUAUUUAAACAUGUCUUCUUGACUACCAUAACAGCACAAGGAGAGAAAAAUCUGCCUGCAGAAAUCCAACAGCAUUACUCAGAGCGUGAUCUUUUAGCAGCUCUUGACUACCUAAGAGAUAACAAAAUUGUGGUUGGGGGUACUGACAGUCAACCUCUAUCCCUCUCUCCUCGGUUUUUCUCUAACAUUUUUAGGUCUCCGUUUCCUACUGAUUCUGGAAAGAGAGCUGCCAAAUUUGCUCGUUGGCUCCACGAAAGAGAGAAAGAUCUUACAGAAGGGGGGAUUCAUCUGUCUACAGAUUUAAAAUGUGGGGACUUUUUUCAUUUGUUUGCUCUAGUUUCUUCAGGCCAACUGUCGAUUUCACCACACAUUCCAGAUGGAGUGGGAGAGGCUGAAGAUUUGAGAAGCUCAAAAAUCAAAACUAGAAGCGAUGAAUCUUUGAACGCUAAAAGACUAAAAUACUCGAGCGACAAUCUUUCCCGCCGAGAAAAAGGUUUCCCAGGAAUCAUGGUGUCUGUAUAUCGGACAUCUGCUACAUCGAAGUCUGUAAAUCUGUUGAAAGAUGACGGUGCUUCUAGUGGCAAAAAACACAUCGGUGGAAAUAAGCAGGUAGAACAAACUGAUAGUUUGCCUGAAAGUUUUAUGGAAGACAAAAUAUGUGUGCCAACACUGCCGUGGAUGAAUGGUGAACAGAAAAUUAACAAGAUUUUCGACAAGGGACUCAGACGGCGCCUUCUUGGGAUUGUGAUGCAAAAUCCAGGGAUGUUAGAGGAUGAAAUUAUCCGGAAGAUGGAUGUACUGAAUCCGCAGAGUUGUCGAAAAUUGUUGGAGUUGAUGGUUCUGGACAAGCAUCUUCAUGUGCGGAAGUUGCAUCAAACUGUUUACAGCGGUCCCCCGCCAAUUCUAAGGACCCUCAUCGGAAGCAGCUCCGCCCUGCCAAAAGACGUGGUUCGUGAGCAUUUCUUUGCAAAUUCCAUGAGUGCGUGUAUGCUGUAGGGAUGUUUUAGCUUCGUCUGGCAUGAAAUUAGAAGUAUAGCAGAGCUGUACAGAAUACUUGUUUCUUGCAGUAGGAUAUCGAGAAUUUUUAGCCGUU
This is a messenger RNA of Pyrus x bretschneideri (Chinese white pear), 2111 nucleotides long. RefSeq lists its product as uncharacterized. Gene Ontology annotation, cellular component: transcription factor TFIIIC complex. Gene Ontology annotation, biological process: transcription initiation at RNA polymerase III promoter; 5S class rRNA transcription by RNA polymerase III. The transcript has 6 exons. The record is from RefSeq and is a predicted model, not a curated record. NCBI's taxonomy places the organism in Eukaryota, Viridiplantae, Streptophyta, Magnoliopsida, Rosales, Rosaceae. Gene Ontology annotation, molecular function: DNA binding. Bases 482 to 2014 code for a protein of 510 amino acids.